UACGCGCUUAUGUAUGCGAUCGAGUAUUGCCAGGUGGAAGGCUACUCCAAAGAUACUUGCACACAGGCUGUCAACCAGUUUGGCCCUAUGGUCAUCAGUUUCAUCAUCCAACACUCGGAUAAAGUUUGCAACAUUUUCAUGCAGUGCCCGUCGUACAACAAGCCCGUGCCUAAUGGUGACCUGUGUUCCAGUUGCAAGCAAGUAUUCAGUGGUCUGGCUACCAUCACUGGCAACAGCACAUUCCAGAAGACAGUGCAGACGGAAGCAUCAUUGUUCUGCAGAUAUGAAGGCCACUCAACGGCCGAGUGCGAACAGUUUGUCAACCAAUAUGUGGGCAAAUUUGUCCAAUUUGUAACUUCUCAGCUGAAAGAGCCUGUUUGGUGUGAGAUCAUCCAGGUGUGUACGCCCAGCCAAGACUUCAGCGCAGUCAGCAAGCCACAAGCCAUGUCUCGACUCAUGCAGGUUCCUCCUGCUAACGGUGACACCUGCAAGGAUGCAAGCAAUAUUCUCAAGACUUUCUCGCCUGUACUGCUCGCUCCAAACCUCCCUGUUGCUUGUUACUCCCCUGGGACAAACUUGUUCUCCACCUUAACCAAGGUGUGUGAAGCCCUAGGCAUAGCUCCGGAUACAUGUACUACAGACAUCGGCGAGUUCGGACCGCUAGUUUUACAAGAGCUGAUUCCAUUGCUGGACGGCAGCACUAUCUGCCCUCAGCAGGGUUUAUGUGCAGCAGGCUCUCUCUACAAACUUGGCCGUGUUGUCUCAUCCAUUGAGCAGGUUACUAAGAGCAAUGGAGAUCCCUGUGCAGAGUGUAAGGAGAUAGUUAUGGACUUGUUAGAUAUAUUCUCAACAAUCAAACAGUGCAAAAAGAUAUAUUCAACAAGGCCAUCGCUGUCUGUGUCGCUCUAGGCGGUUCCACAGCUACCUGUACUGGAGUGAUUAAACACUAU
Patiria miniata (bat star) is the source of this 950-nucleotide messenger RNA. RefSeq lists its product as uncharacterized. The record is from RefSeq and is a predicted model, not a curated record. The transcript is spliced from 11 exons. NCBI's taxonomy places the organism in Eukaryota, Metazoa, Echinodermata, Asteroidea, Valvatida, Asterinidae. The coding region runs from base 10 to 909 and encodes 299 amino acids.